Messenger RNA from Malaclemys terrapin pileata, 2127 nucleotides. RefSeq names its product methyl-CpG binding domain protein 2 (gene MBD2). Gene Ontology annotation, molecular function: DNA binding. Bases 826 to 1635 code for a protein of 269 amino acids. The record is from RefSeq and is a predicted model, not a curated record. Lineage: Eukaryota; Metazoa; Chordata; Testudines; Emydidae. The transcript is spliced from 7 exons.
CCCCAUCUUCUAUUGCGACACUUUAUAUUUCAGAGGAUGCAAAAUAAUAGAUUUUAAGAUGACCAUGAGGAAAAUAUAAUCCCAAUAUAUUACUACUGAAUGUAAUGUCUAUGGCUGCAAAUUGUUCAGCAUCCUCUCCCUCCUCCCCACCAACUGAUGGCCCUGUUAGAGUCCUGGCUAUGAACUGAGCAAUUAUGGCUGCUCCCGGAUGCAUUCUUUGAUCUGGGUGGACUUGGUAAUGCUACAGCAUUCUACGGUCCUUCAAGCACCGGGCACUCUGGCUACUCUAGGAAGAGUUUUACAAUCACUCGUUCAGCUUGCUACAGCCAGGGGUGCGGGAGCAAUUUCUACAGUGCGUGUGCGGAUGAUGGAAACCAUGUCCUGUAUUUAGUGUCUGCUAGGACUACUUCCAGCCGGGGGUGCAGCGGCACCCCGAGUUCCAGCACUGCCUCCAACUCCUGAGACACUCGCUUGCCUGGCUCCUCUCUAUGGUCCAUUUGCCGUUGGCAGCCGCGCAGGGCCUCUCAAUGGUUGCUCUGGCCUUUCUGCAGCCGACUCCGUGGUCUACGGCUUGGCCGCUCUGGCCCCCCUAGAACGCGCUCUAUGACCCCGUUCGGGAGCCGAUGACACCGGGUUCCAAGGCUCAGUUACGGAAGCGGCUGCCCGGCGAGUAGGCAGCUGCGCGCGCAGCUCGGGCUCCAGACUCCGAGGAGAGCGCGGCGGUCGCCAUCGCUAGGGGGUCGCGGCCCCGGCCGUGUCCGGGCACCAUAGCGCCGCUGCGGCGAGGCCCUGUCCCGCUGCCGCGUCGGGCCCCGGGUCCGGUGCAUGGAGAGACGGGGAAGGAUGGACUGCCCUGCGCUGCCCCCCGGCUGGAAGAAGGAGGAGGUGAUCCGCAAGUCGGGCCUCAGCGCCGGCAAGAGCGAUGUCUACUACUUCAGUCCAAGUGGUAAGAAGUUCAGAAGCAAGCCUCAGUUGGCAAGAUACCUGGGAAACACUGUUGAUCUCAGCAGUUUUGACUUCAGAACGGGAAAGAUGAUGCCCAGUAAAUUACAGAAGAACAAACAGAGACUAAGGAAUGAUUCUCUCAAUCAAAAUAAGGGUAAACCAGACUUAAAUACGACACUACCAAUCAGACAAACAGCAUCCAUUUUCAAACAGCCAGUAACCAAAGUUACCAACCAUCCUAGCAAUAAAGUAAGAUCAGAUCCACAACGAGUGACUGAACAGCCACGACAGCUUUUCUGGGAGAAGAGGCUACAAGGCCUAAGUGCAUCUGAUGUAAGUGAACAAAUUAUAAAAUCCAUGGAGCUACCUAAAGGUCUUCAAGGAGUUGGCCCAGGCAACAAUGAUGAGACCCUCUUAUCUGCUGUCGCCAGUGCUUUGCACACCAGUUCUGCACCAAUCACAGGGCAACUCUCUGCUGCAGUGGAAAAGAACCCAGCAGUGUGGCUCAAUACAUCUCAGCCCCUUUGCAAAGCAUUCAUUGUUACGGAUGAGGACAUUAGAAAGCAAGAAGAACGGGUGCAACAGGUGCGUAAAAAACUGGAGGAGGCACUUAUGGCAGACAUCUUGUCGCGGGCUGCUGAUACAACAAAAGAUAUGGAUGUGGAAUUGGACAAUGGAGAUGAUGCAUAAGAAAAUGAUCAGGUACUUUAACUGACUUGUCCUAGGAGGAAUUUCCUAAAAAAAACAAAGGCACUUUCUCCUUCGGUCUUUCAUUGUAAGAAGAAAUGGACCCAUGCACAUUUAUAUAGCUUUCUAAUAGCAUUAAAACCAAUGCCUUUUUAGACUCCUAUUUUUGAUGUAUAUAUCUUAUUUGAAAAACAAACUUUAUUUUGUGUCCUACGACUUAAAAUAGUCUUUUUUAAAAUAUCAAACUGUACCCUUAAACUAAAGCUGAGCUUUUGACGCUAGGUUGCAAACCUACUGGAAUUAUAAUGCCUGUACUUAAUAUUUGUUUUUCCUGUGGUUUAUAAUAAUGAUGGAUCAGGAGAAAAAGGAUGGAUCAGGAGAAUUAAAGAUUAUUGUGACUCAAUGUAUAUAAACAGAUUUUUAUACUGCUGUUGAGUGAAAACACCUGUACAUUCUUCCAUCAUCACUGUAAAGAUAAAUAAAUGAUUAUAUUCA